Musca domestica (house fly) is the source of this 689-nucleotide messenger RNA. It is a transcript of the gene Blos3, whose product is annotated as biogenesis of lysosome-related organelles complex 1 subunit 3. Bases 168 to 623 code for a protein of 151 amino acids. Gene Ontology annotation, cellular component: BLOC-1 complex. The transcript is spliced from 5 exons. NCBI's taxonomy places the organism in Eukaryota, Metazoa, Arthropoda, Insecta, Diptera, Muscidae. The record is from RefSeq and is a predicted model, not a curated record.
UUUGAAAGGUCUUUUUUCAGCAAAUAAUUCCAUCCAAGUCAUUUGCCUUGUUCCCUCCAAAGCCCUGAAGGACAUUUCUAUAGUUCCAAUGGAACCUUUUGAAACUAGUUCCAUUAUUUCCCUUAAGAGCUGCCCACUAUCCAAUCUGCUGAUAAAGGAGGACUAACAUGAACGACGUUGUCCGUGGAGAAGCUUCUGAAUCGGAGGAUGAAAAUGCAGGACCAAACUUGAAAAAGAAUAUAUUGGCUGCAGAACUUCCUGGAGAGGCCACAGAGACAUCAUCAGACGAAGAUGUUUAUGAUAAAAGUUUAGAUGGGAACACUGAAAGCCGCAGCAAUUUAGAGUCCAUUUAUUCAAACAAUUUACUUCAAAGAAAGCUAAUUGACAACAACUUAAAUAUAUGGCGAAGCCUCAACGCAUUUGUAAAAAAUCUUGUUACACCUGCAUCCAAACAGUUGCUGUCAACCGAUCAGCUAUUGAUUAAAUCGCAACUUUCAAUGCAAUCGGUUUUGGUGACGCUUAAUCAGACGCAAAGUAAUGUAAAAAAGCUCUAUGAAAAAAGUGAUGCUGUUUUUACAACAAAUUUCAUACCAACAAUCAAUAUACCACCCGACAACAAUUGAAGAGGCCCUGAAUUGUAUAAAAACUUCCGUUUUUUUUUCUUUAAAUAAAACACACUUUUAUAUGUA